CACAAGCCAGAGCAUUCAGACAUAGGAGGAGAAGCAGAGAGUGACAUUGUCCUCCAGUCACAAGCUCUAGUUGAUUACGGGACAGAUUUUGAAAAAUAAAUCAAAAGCCAACACCUUAGAUGAGAGGGAGCUAGACAACCGUGAAAGUUCCACAAAUAAUAUGAUUGUUGCGGUCCGGAUGAGGCCUCUUAGCAAAAAGGAAAUUGAGCGUGAAGAGUUUGAGAUAAUAAGAGUCAUGGAUAAGAAGUUAGUAAUCCUUAUGGAUCCUCUUGAGCUUCUCAAUGCGAAAGGCACUCUCGGAAGAAACCGGUCUAAAGAAAAACAGUAUGCCUUUGAUUUUGCUUUUGAUCAAGACACCCCUCAAAAGGAAAUUUUUGAAAAUACAACCAGGCACCUUGUAGAGGGAAUUUUAGAAGGUUAUAAUGCUACUGUGUUUGCUUAUGGCGCUACAGGAGCAGGAAAGACCUACACAAUGCUUGGAACAGAGUCAAACCCAGGAAACAUGUUUCUGACUUUGCAAGAAUUAUUCAUCAAGCUAAAAGAGCAAAAAUAAUAAUUAUAAUUACGAUAUCAGAGUAUCAUUCCUUGAGAUUUACAAUGAAAUGAUCAGAGACCUCAUCGUUGUCUCCGAUGAAGUACUUGAUCUUAGAGAAGAUAAAGACAAAGGAAUCACCGUCGCUGGACUUUCAGAAGUUGAGGUCGAUUCUCCUCAAGAUGUGAUGGAGUUACUUUUCUUUGGAAACCAGAACAGAACUCAAGAAGCCACUGGUGCUAAUGAAACUAGUUCAAGAUCUCAUGCCAUUCUUCAAAUCAUCGUGGAAGCUAAGGAUAAGGCAUCAGGGACAACAGCUGAAAUAGCAGUUGGAAAACUGUCCCUCAUUGAUCUUGCUGGAUCAGAAAGAGCUGCUAAAACAAAUAACAGAGGGAUCAGAAUGAUUGAAGGAGCUAACAUUAAUCGUUCUCUUCUGUCCCUUGGAAAUUGUAUCAAUGCACUUGUUGACAAUAUGAAAAAGGGAUCUAAGAAUCACAUCCCCUACAGAGACUCCAAGCUUACUCGGCUUUUAAAAGAUUCUCUAGGAGGUAACUCAAGAACAGUGAUGAUUGCCAAUAUUUCACCUGGAAAUGAUAGUUACGAAGAUACCCACAAUACUCUCAAAUAUGCUAACAGAGCAAAGAAUAUCAAAACUUCUGUGAAGAAGAACGUCCAUAAUGUUGAAUACCAUGUCUCAAAAUACACUAAUAUAAUUAAUCAGCUAAAGAGCGAGGUUUCAACUCUCAAGAGAGAACUCGAGUCUAAAUCUGAUAUUCCUCCAAGUAUCAGGCAAACAGUAGAAAUGGCAAGUGGCUUCUCUGAGAAUAUUGAAAUCUACCAAACAGAGCUAGCCAACCACUUCGCAGAAGAGACACAAACCAAAAAGAGGAUCGAAGAGCUUGAAUCUAAAACUGAGCUCUGUAAGCUAUCGAUAGCCAACCUCAGGAGUGCCAUUACUCAAUCAGUUAAGGAAAAUGGCCGAGAUCAUCCUCACACACUUGACAUGUCAAAAGAGUUAGACUCAUUAUACAAAAAUGAAAAGCAAUUCAAAGCUACGAUUGAAACAAAGCGACAACAAUUAAACAGUAUCAAGGCUAAAAGAGAGAACUUUCCCAAAAAUUGGGAAAGUGCUGGCCUCUCAAAUGUCUGUGUUAAGAUGCUUGAGCUGCAAAUGAAACAGCACUGACUAAUAAUAGAUACAAUAGAGACUGACGCUCAAAAUUCAAUGUCAAAUAAGCAACUGCAUGCUAGAGAUCAGGUACUCCAAAGGAUGCAGGAACAAAUCCGAAUCAGAGACAACCUUCUCAACCAAGCUGAGAAGCACUUCACUGAUAAUAAAGUGAAUGUCCAUCUUGAUGACCCUAAGCUAGUUAAUUAUGAUGAACUAGUCAAGAUCAAUUCAUGAAUUCCGAAGAUUUCAAACAUUAGCACAAAUCCUUACGGAAUGGAGCAUGAGCCCAGAUCCCAUCUGAACAUUAUUAAGUCAAAAUACAAGGCAAAACUUGGUACGAACUCCUCACUACCUCCAAUUCCGAAGGCGAGGGAGUCCGACCAGCCGAGCUCCUUACAACGUAGGAACCCUUACCUGAAUAAGCAGUAUGGGAAUAAUUACAACCGAGGUAAAGUUAUUGGAAAGACAGGGAUUUCUCAGAACAACAGGAAUCCUCGUAUAAACAUGAACAAUAACUCAAUUCAUUCCCAGAUGAGGAAGAACAAGCAUACCUUCUCAACUCCAGCAAUGAAGAUGAAGAAGAGGUAUGGAUAUAAGCUCAAAACUGCAGUGGCUCGAGAUAACUCCGUCACUAAAUUUUCCCCGAACAAUAAACCUUAUGGCAUCCCAAAGACAGGCAUUAGAAAUGGCAUUCAUAUCAGGAAUGAGAUUGGCCGAAGGCUUAGAAGUCCUGAAGAGAGAAAAAUCAUGGAGUCUGUCAGAUCUAAUGAUGAGUCCAUCAUUUCUACAGCUUCUUCUAAUGAUGGAGGAAAGAAGGCCCAUGGAGAUGCAUCUAACCUCCAAGUAGCUGGUCAGCCACUCACUCUAAGAAAGGGAGGAGGUAGAUUUGAAAGGACUCCAUUUUCCAGGAAGCCUAGGAACAACCUAAGAAAUAUUGCCCAACAAAAUUUCUCUGUUGAUCAAAGAAUCAAUAAGUUCAAGAAGAAGGAGCUCUUGGCCAACUUGAACCGACAAUAUAGAAAUAAGUACCUGUAACCUCAUUAUUUUUACUAAGAUUUCAGAUC
Molecule: messenger RNA, 2767 nt
Organism: Moneuplotes crassus
Lineage: Eukaryota; Ciliophora; Spirotrichea; Euplotida; Euplotidae
Source: the annotation of a GenBank genome assembly